AUGAGUGAGUUGCAAAAGGCUUGGGCAAAGAGGAAACUCGACCCCUUGCACCCCUUGCCGGAACCUCUCAACGACCUUGACGAGGAACCAGAGUACGACCAGGUCCCCGAGCUGCCGGAGCACCCUGACGAUGGGGAUUCAUCUUCAGCCUCGUCCGCCUCAUCGGCUUCGUCCACCGGUACGGUCAUUCCGUCACCGAGCCAGAAUCUGUUUGCACGACCUCAAGGUGUGUCGAGGGGCCGCACGCUGGAGCAAAUACCCUGGACGACUUACUUCGAACGCGAGCUCUUCUUGAAGCCCGCAGGUGAAGGCGGGAGCGCCGUCACGUACCACGCCUACCUCAACUCACCCGUCGACAAAGGUCCGCUUUUCGUGAUGCACCACGGCGCCGGCUCCUCUGGCCUCUCCUUCGCCGCUUUGUCGUCCGAAAUCCGGAAACGGCUCCCAUCGGCCGGCAUUCUGUCUCCAGAUGCGAGGGGCCACGGCUCAACCUCCAUUACAGACGGCACUGAGCUGGAUCUUAAACUAGACGUCUUGACGACGGAUUUGUUUAACGUCAUCCAACUGACAAAGGCCCAGAUGGGCUGGUCCGAGCUACCUGCCGUAGUACUCAUCGGGCACUCCCUUGGCGGCGCUGUCGUCACUGAUCUCGCCAAGUCGGGCAAGCUGGGCAACUCGCUGUUGGGAUACGGCGUGCUAGACGUCGUAGAGGGCUCGGCGAUGGACGCCCUGCAGAGCAUGCUGACGUAUCUCUCAACGCGGCCGAGCGGCUUCGCGAGUUUGCAGGCGGGCAUCGACUGGCAUAUUCGUUCACGCACUGUCCGCAACUCUGUUUCUGCGCGGACGUCUGUGCCCGCGCUUUUGGUCUUCGAUGACCAGACGGAUCCCACGCGGCCGUGGAGGUGGAGGACGGACCUGGCGGCAACGCAGCCGUUCUGGGAAGGCUGGUUUGUCGGGCUCAGCAAGAAAUUUCUCGAGGCCAGAGGAGGCAAGCUGCUGUUGCUGGCCGGGACGGACAGGCUAGACACGGAGUUGACCAUUGGUCAAAUGCAAGGAAAAUACGCUUUGCAGGUCUUUCCCGAAGCGGGCCACUUCAUCCACGAAGACCUGCCUGAAAAGACGGCUAUGGCGGUCGUCGACUUUUACAGGAGGAACGAUAGGAGUGCAUUAGUUCUGCCGCCCAAGGUCGGCGAUCUUUUGAAGCAGGGAAAGAGAGUCUAG
Colletotrichum truncatum is the source of this 1221-nucleotide messenger RNA. Its product is annotated as protein phosphatase methylesterase 1. Gene Ontology annotation, biological process: protein demethylation. NCBI's taxonomy places the organism in Eukaryota, Fungi, Ascomycota, Sordariomycetes, Glomerellales, Glomerellaceae. The record is from RefSeq and is a predicted model, not a curated record. Gene Ontology annotation, molecular function: protein methylesterase activity.